Nycticebus coucang (slow loris) is the source of this 1254-nucleotide messenger RNA. RefSeq names its product phosphoglycerate kinase 2 (gene PGK2). The transcript has a single exon. Gene Ontology annotation, biological process: glycolytic process; gluconeogenesis. NCBI's taxonomy places the organism in Eukaryota, Metazoa, Chordata, Mammalia, Primates, Lorisidae. Gene Ontology annotation, cellular component: cytosol; extracellular exosome; sperm fibrous sheath. Gene Ontology annotation, molecular function: ADP binding; phosphoglycerate kinase activity; ATP binding. The coding region runs from base 1 to 1254 and encodes 417 amino acids. The record is from RefSeq and is a predicted model, not a curated record.
AUGUCUUUAUCUAAAAAGCUGACUUUGGACAAAGUGGAUGUUAAAGGGAAGCGAGUCGUCAUGAGAGUAGAUUUUAAUGUCCCCAUGAAGAACAACCAGAUUAGGAACAACCACAGAAUCAAAGCUUCCCUCCCAAGUAUCAAGUACUGCCUGGAAAACGGGGCCAAGUCAGUGGUUCUUAUGAGUCAUCUGGGCCGGCCUGAUGGCGUCCCCAUGCCGGAAAAAUACUCCUUAGAGCCUGUUGCCGCCGAGCUCAAAUCCUUGUUGGGCCAGGAUGUGACAUUCCUGAGAGGUUGUGUAGGCCCAGACGUGGAGAAAGCCUGCGCGAACCCAGAUACCGGCUCAGUCAUCCUACUGGAGAAUCUGCGCUUCCAUGUGGAGGAAGAAGGGAAGGGCCAAGAUCCUUCUGGAAAGAAGAUUAAGGCUGAGCCAGAUCAAAUAGAAGCCUUCCGAGCAUCACUCUCCAAACUUGGAGAUAUUUAUGUCAACGAUGCCUUUGGAACCGCACACAGGGCUCACAGUUCCGUGGUGGGAGUCAAUCUGCCCCAGAAGGCAUCCGGGUUCCUCAUGAAGAAGGAGCUGGAAUACUUUGGCAAAGCCUUAGAACACCCUGAGAAACCUUUUCUGGCUAUACUGGGUGGAGCCAAAGUGGCAGACAAGAUCCAGCUCAUCAAAAAUAUGCUGGAUAAUGUCAAUGAAAUGAUUGUUGGUGGUGGAAUGGCUUUUACCUUCCUUAAGGUCCUCAACAACAUGGAGAUUGGUGCUUCUCUCUUUGAUGAAGAGGGGGCUGCAAUUGUUAAAGAUAUCAUGGCCAAAGCAAGUAGCAAGGAUGUAAACAUCACUUUUCCUGUUGACUUUGUAACUGCUGACAAGUUUGAAGAGAAUGCUCAAGUUGGACAGGCCUCUGUAGCAUCUGGCAUACCUUCUGGCUGGAUGGGUUUAGACUGUGGACCUGAGAGCAACAAGAAAUUUGCUGAAAUUGUGGCCCGAGCAAAGCUGAUUGUUUGGAACGGACCUUUAGGAGUAUUUGAAUGGGAUGCCUUUGCUAAAGGAACGAAAGCCCUAAUGGAUGAUAUUGUGAAAGCCACUUCCAAGGGCUGUGUCACUAUUAUAGGGGGUGGAGAUACUGCUACUUGCUGUGCCAAAUGGAAUACUGAAGAUAAAGUCAGCCACGUGAGUACUGGAGGUGGUGCCAGUCUAGAGCUUCUGGAAGGUAAAGUCCUUCCUGGAGUAGAUGCCCUCAGCAACUUGUAA